Messenger RNA from Paramacrobiotus metropolitanus, 1367 nucleotides. RefSeq lists its product as uncharacterized. Lineage: Eukaryota; Metazoa; Tardigrada; Eutardigrada; Parachela; Macrobiotidae. Bases 368 to 1075 code for a protein of 235 amino acids. The record is from RefSeq and is a predicted model, not a curated record. The transcript has 2 exons.
UUUCUACGGCGUACAGAAUGAUGGUGCAGCAGCAGCGUCAGGCCGCGGCUAUAUGCCCCUCAAGAGGACCUAUCGAAGAGUUUCCGGGACAUGUUCUUGUAACGUCACUUUCAUGACAGAUUGUUUUUCGGCCCGGCCUCGCCCAUCAGUCGCCGUGUGCAUAUUGCGCACUGCGAAGAGGCCUUUUGAACGUUUGUGUUAACACAAUUUAAACACUGUGUUUCCAGAAGGGUUUGUUAACUAGUUGUUAGUAACCACAUUUGUACAAGAUCAUCGAGCAGCCGCCUCACGCUUUUCCUGUCUGCACCCCAUCUGUACAUACAUAUUACAUCUUCAAGCAGCAGGCGGAAGAUCGUCUCAUAGCAUAAUGACCUUUCUCCACAAACGCUCCCUGCCCUGGUUAAUCCUUUUAUACAUGUGGUGUGCUACUGCCGGUGCCCUUCAAAAUUCGUCAUCAGAGCCGGAAACUGAGUUUCUGCCCGCUGCCGACGCAUUAUCGGAAGCCAGCAAUGCCGACAACGACGCAGUCAGUGAACUUGCGGACACAAUUCCCGCCGAUCGCGACAUGGGAAAGCGCGAAGUCGAUGGCAGCCUCAGGCCUAAGUUCGGCCAGAACUACAAAUGGAUCGGUUUAGGCAAACGAGACUCCGAAGGCGGGACGCGGUCAAAAUUCGGACAGAACUACAAAUGGAUCGGACUGGGUAAAAGAGAUCCGCGGAUUAAAGUCAGUCCAACGUACAAAUACAUCGGCCUAGGCAAACGCAUGGCGCCCUACUGGAGCAGCCAGUUGUUGACCAAUUUCAAGGAUGUCUUUGGUGAGAAUGACAAACAACCUGCUGCUGGAUCAGUGUCUCGCGGGAGAUUCAUGCGUCCUGUUUAUUCGGUAGUAACGAAAAAGGUCACGCCUGCCGCCGGGGUGGCUGCCGGUGGUGAAAGCAGUGGGACAAUCUUUUCCGAGGAAGAUAUGCCGGUUAUGCAUCCGCAAAUCUUAUCUGGUCAGGGACGUCCUAAUACGCGCGGCGGAGCAUUUGAACCCAUAUACGUUGGCCGGUAUGUCGGCCUCGGACGGCGCUGAGCAAUGCCGAAAAAAUAUGAGUACAGGUGACUCUGUGUUUCCAGAGCAGCAGCCACGGAUGUGAAUUUAUAUCUGCACACCCAUGCUUUCAUUCGUUUGUGGAGUUAUUCCGCAAUACAAAAUACUAUAUUACUGUUGAAAGAAUUUAUAUGACCGUGCUUGUUUGGAAAUUCUGUUAUUUGUCGUUUCACUUCUUUGCAUUACUAUUGCUGUUUGUUCGUAUUCAACAUGGCCUCUGUAUAAUGCUCUUGCACUUAAUUUGCAGCGGAUGCGGAAUAAAUAUUUUAGCGGC